AUGGGCUCGUGCAAGCGAGUUGGCUGGACUGAAAGUAAAAUCGAGCUGGACAGAUGGCUAGCCUCUUGCAUGGAGGCUGCGCACUGCGGGAGCGCGACGCCACGCCGGUUGCUCAUUCAGUACCGGCGACUGAUGGCCAACUAUGUAUAUAUCCCGUUUGAAGCCCAACCGGAAGACAUGAAACUGGCUGGAAAAUGGUAUUGCUGGUGA
Molecule: messenger RNA, 210 nt
Organism: Symbiodinium sp. CCMP2592
Lineage: Eukaryota; Dinophyceae; Suessiales; Symbiodiniaceae
Source: the annotation of a GenBank genome assembly